Molecule: messenger RNA, 1970 nt
Organism: Cylas formicarius (sweet potato weevil)
Lineage: Eukaryota; Metazoa; Arthropoda; Insecta; Coleoptera; Brentidae
Exons: 5
Coding region: 835-1836 (333 amino acids)
Biological process (GO): sensory perception of smell
Cellular component (GO): membrane
Molecular function (GO): odorant binding; olfactory receptor activity
Source: RefSeq, a predicted model, not a curated record
CACAAUUAGCAGCAAAUACUAACGAAUAAUGAAUUGUGAACUGACAUUGCUAAUAAUAUAAAAGCAAUUCUAGACACAAGUCAACUGAGACAACCUUUGCUAAUGGUGGCUAACCUUCCGCAAAUCACCCUGUAGAGGAGAAAAUUCUAGAAUUCGAAGACGGAUGUUUCAUAUCAGCUUCCCAUAAAUUUAAAAUUUAUAAUUCCGAUUAACCUUCCUUUCUCUCUCUCUCUCUCACACACACACACAGACGCACUCUCUCGCUCUUUCUCUCUCUCUGCUUUUCUCUCUCUCUCUCUCUCUCUGGAAGGAUUUUUUUCGUUUGUCAUACACUACUACAAAUAAAUAAAUAAAUACAUACGGCUUCCGAUCACUUAUUUUUAUUUUCUUUAGAGUGGUGAAAUGGUAAAGAAAAUUCUUUUUCUUCAAAAAUUCCCAAAAGAUAUUUGGAUCAAAUUAUUGACACCAAUAGUAAUCCUAUAACUUAAAUGAUUUAUUUGCUGCUUACAAAAUGACAUCAAAAAAAUGUUUCUGCACCAGCCUUGUGGUAUCCGGCCUCCCACUUACUUCCUAUGCACCACUUUAAAAUGCCUCAAUCAAAUUCUUCAUAGAAUAUUCACCGCGAAGGGGUGUGACGUAUUGAAAAUCAGUACAACGGGACCCUUUAAUUUCGAUGAUUACAGGGAAGGAAUACAGGAGGAAAAUUUUCCGCAUGGGCGGAGUUAAAGAUUUCCUCGUAAAAGUUUAUUUGUUAGAUUAAAGUUUUCGUCCUGGCAGUCAGUGCUUGGUCUGAAGUUAUCAAACGAGUUUUAACAGCUACGCGUGGCAGAAAGGAUGUGUAAAAUACAGGACGUAUUGGAACCAUCCAUUCUCACACUCCCCAAAUACUUCAUGAUGUCCGCCGGUAUAUGGAAACUGGACCUGCCUACGAGCAAUUACGUAUAUCGCAGAAUUUAUGAGAUCUACUCCGCAUUCGUGAGGAUUUACUUUCCGCUGUUGGUGUCGUCUUUAUCCAUCCAAUUCGUGAUAUCGAUAGGCAAUGACAAAAGCUUGGACGACAUAUUCAAAGAGUUGUCCUUCAUUAUAAUACUGGCGAUAGCGGAAGUCGGCGCCAUACUAUGCCAGGGGAACGCAUUCAAGCACAUCAUGUCUUCUAUAAUCGACGAAGAAAGGCGAAUACACGAAUCAGGGGACGAUGACGUAUUACGCUACCAUUCGGCCCAGAUUAAAUUUUGCAACGCUGUGGGCUUAACGAUAAUCGUUUUUGUGAUGGGCACCGCGACCUCUAUAGGUUUGGAGAACAUUUGGAAAAGACUAGAAGUGGAGAAGUUCAACAAAGAACACAACGAGUCUGCUGCAAAACCUUUCAUCUAUGAACUAUACCUGUACAAGUUAGAUCCGUACAAGUAUCCUAACUUUAUGCUGUUUGUGAACUAUUUUGUGCUCUAUGUCAACGCGUUUCCAAUCAUUUCCACCAAGAUCAUUUUUAUUUCGUGCAUCGUUUUCACAUCUUCCAGUUUGAGGAGGCUUCAGGUCGGAUUUCGGAAAACCGCAACCACCUCAACCCGUCUUGUAGACCUCAUUCGACAACACCAGCGAGUUAUAAGAUUCGUGGAGAAACUGAAUGAUUCGAUAAGGUACAUGAUCCUGAUGGAAUACCUUCUGAAUUCCCUCGACGUUGCAGCAGUUUCCAUACAAUUUAUCGCGUAUGAACAGGGAAUUCCGAUUUCGCCGCUGACCUACUUCCUUUACCUUUUCGUGCAAACUUUCGCACUGGGUUGGAGCGCUAACGAAAUACAAAUUCAGAAUUCAGAUUUCUUCACGUCGCAGAUAUAAAAAUGGUGCCUGAAAAACACCAAGCGCUGGAAAACCCGAUUCUAACGCUACCCAAAUACUGUAUGAUGUCAGUGGGGAUAUGGAAAUUAGAUUUGCCCACAAAAAAUGACGCAUCCCGCAUAGUUUACGGCAUA